Ylistrum balloti is the source of this 1316-nucleotide messenger RNA. RefSeq lists its product as uncharacterized. The record is from RefSeq and is a predicted model, not a curated record. Lineage: Eukaryota; Metazoa; Mollusca; Bivalvia; Pectinida; Pectinidae. The transcript is spliced from 5 exons. The coding region runs from base 420 to 1106 and encodes 228 amino acids.
AACUUGCAACACCGAUUUCGCUACCCCGAGCGAUUAUAGGGAGGUGUUGUGUUCAUACCGUUUCCCAAAUCUCAGAUGAAGCAUGAGAAGUGCAAAUCUUGGCUCCGAUUGUGCGGACGGCCUAAGACAAGUAUCAACUUAACGAGGAGAUCCUGUGGUGUCCUUCUAAAGGAAAGCAUUUUUUAUUUAUGUCUGCUCAAAAAUCCCGUUCAAUGUACAGUACAUGUAUCAGCAACGACGCACUCCGCCGCAUAUGAAGGCUAUAUACGAAAAAGUUUAGACAUUCAAAAGAAAUGCUCACAUUUUUUUUCUAAGCAAAUCCCUUGCGAAAUCUUUUAUCAGAACAUGUGCUAGACAUCACUUCACUGUGUUAUCCCUUUAACAUGGCAACGUAAAGUAGAGCAUCAGACAUUACCAGUAUGUUUCAGAAGCUACACUCCAUAUCAUUUAUCGUUUUCCAUCUGUUGAUUAACCGGACAUCAGGUACGUUGAUAGAGAUUUCUGCCCAGGACAGAUGUGAAGAAAUGUUGUACAUAAAUGAUGAUAGUCAAUUCAGUGUUGCUUGGAACAACGAAAAACAGCCACAAGGCUGUUGUGAAGUCCGGUUUGUUCAAUCGAAAGAAGACAGCAUUAUUUGUACAAAAGCAACAGAGUUUUCAGUUGACUGUAAUUUUGAGCUGAGAAUUACAGAAGGCCUCGGGAUUAUACCAAGAAAGAAAUUUACUUGUCAGCACAACACAAGUACUGUGGAAUACUGUUCCCAGAAAGGUAUAAACGUCAACAUUGAUUUUUGUACCUUUGUGCCGAGACCUUCAUCAAUGGUAGCACUCAUUGUAAAUCAAACGAAGUCGAAAGAACGACGUAACCCGCUUUUGUCACCGGUCGUUGCAAAGAUUGUUCUCAGUGGUUCGGCAAUUUUUGUUCUGUCAGUGUCAUCUGCAUGUAUUUUUAUAAGGCGUGCCGUGUUAUUGGGAAGCCAUGGAUUUGGACGUACAUCAAAGACCACCACGGUAAUGAAGUCAGCCGAUGGCGCUUUAACAGAAACUUCAGGCAUGUUGACCGGUGAGGGAUCACACCAGGAGACGAAUCCAGAUAUUGUGUUGUAAAUUCUGCCUAAAUUCAAGAUAUAUCAUGUAAAUAUUUUUUCAACUAGUCCUUAAAUGUUGGAAAAACAAGUUAAAUUGGUCUAGAUCAGUUCAUGUCAACAUGCUUAACAAAAAUAGCUGGGUUGUAAGUUGUCCUCUGUUGUGUUUUGUACUGGGGGAUAUUAUUAUUUUACAGAAAACACAUCCAAUAAAUCCAACAGAGAAAUUGAA